This is a messenger RNA of Archocentrus centrarchus (flier cichlid), 1017 nucleotides long. RefSeq names its product hairy-related 8.2 (gene her8.2). The transcript is spliced from 4 exons. Lineage: Eukaryota; Metazoa; Chordata; Actinopteri; Cichliformes; Cichlidae. Gene Ontology annotation, molecular function: DNA binding; protein dimerization activity. The record is from RefSeq and is a predicted model, not a curated record. The coding region runs from base 92 to 664 and encodes 190 amino acids. Gene Ontology annotation, biological process: regulation of DNA-templated transcription.
CUAGAGACGAACCGAGAUUCAGGGGAGAAGGGACAAAAGUGCGCGCGCGCACACACACAUAUGCGCACACACACACACCAUAGGUUGAAACAUGACUGCUUCAUCUAUGGCGCACAAUUUUGGGAAACAUCCUAGUGCAAAGGAGGAGAGAAAGCUCAGAAAGCCGCUCAUUGAGAGGAAACGACGGGAGAGGAUAAACAACUGUUUGGAUCAGCUCAAAGAAACCGUGAUCGGAGCGUUCAGGCUGGAUCAAUCCAAACUGGAGAAAGCCGAUAUUUUGGAGAUGACGGUGAAACAUCUGCAGAACAUCCAGAACAAUAAAGUUAACGAUCCCACAUUAGGCCUGGAGGCGCAGCAGAGAUACAGCACAGGCUACAUCCAGUGCAUGCACGAGGUCCACAACAUGCUCCUGACCUGUGAUUGGAUGGACAAAACUCUGGGCUCCCGUCUACUUAACCACCUCCUCAAGUCGCUGCCCAGGUCCACCGAUGAGCGCCCCCUCACCCAGCCCACACCCAGACUCGAUGUUGCUCCUCCGGCCGGCCAAGGCAUCCCAGGGACACCCCUCAGAGGAGACCAGUUCCAGAGAGAGGCUGGACAUCAGGAGAGACCAGCCCUCCACAACUCCCACCUGGGGAUGCUUGAGAUGUGGAGGCCCUGGUGAACUGCUGGAUUACUGUCCAUUUUGUUAGACCAUCCUCUGUUAUGUAUCUUAUAGAUAUGCUGCUUGGAAGACAAACGUGUGGGGCGGUUUUGUUCCAGUGAUUAUUAUUGUAGGUGUGCUAUAAUGAUUCUAUACAGACCUUUUCUCAGUACUUCCCUUCAGAAGUUGUUCUCUUGUAGCCUGCAUUAUAGAAGGCUCUUAUUAAUCUUUCUUAUAUUUAUCGUAUUAACGCUUUAUUUAUUGUUAUUAUAAAGCAUGACUUUGCUUCUUAGACCACCUUCUUGGCCUUUGCAUAGAUUUCUAUGUCUUCCUCCUUUGCUGUAUUAACCUAAACAUUAUUAAUAAUAAAACAU